AUGUGCGAAUUCGAAAUCUCGGCCGUGUACUGCCCAUGCAUGGACGUGUACUGCAAGCAAAAGAUUACGGCCCUCGGCGAGACGCAGUUCACUCACGCCGGGCACAUCGGCAAGGUGGUGACGUGCUUCCGCACCGGCAAGCCCCUGUGCAUGGGCACGUUCCGAAACACGGACCCGGACCGGCUCCUCGUCCGGCACGGCAUGGACCCGAACAACGCCAACAGCACGCAGGACUGCAAGAAGGCGCGCUUCACAAUCUCGGAGAAGCUGCCCGACAUGCAUCUCGACGUGUGUGAGCCGUGCAAGGAGCGCUGCCAGUGGUUUGGGAACCCGCUGCCGCGGGGGAGCGGCGAGGAAAGCCCUUGA
This is a messenger RNA of Cordyceps fumosorosea ARSEF 2679, 366 nucleotides long. RefSeq lists its product as hypothetical. Bases 1 to 366 code for a protein of 121 amino acids. The record is from RefSeq and is a predicted model, not a curated record. The transcript has a single exon. Lineage: Eukaryota; Fungi; Ascomycota; Sordariomycetes; Hypocreales; Cordycipitaceae.